Mollisia scopiformis is the source of this 793-nucleotide messenger RNA. RefSeq lists its product as uncharacterized. The record is from RefSeq and is a predicted model, not a curated record. The transcript has a single exon. Bases 27 to 755 code for a protein of 242 amino acids. NCBI's taxonomy places the organism in Eukaryota, Fungi, Ascomycota, Leotiomycetes, Helotiales, Mollisiaceae.
CAGACUUCCUGGGACUGAUUCCGGAAAUGCGCAACAAAAUCUACGAGAUCUUGCUGCUCGAGGACCAUGAGAUUGAUUUCGAUAAACAACGGAGACCCUUGUACGACCUUCGGAGCCUCUCUCUUGUCAAUAAGCAGGUCAGCAACGAAGCCCGAUGGAUCUACUUUUCAAUCAAUACCUUUCGUCUCGAGACCGGAUUCUUGUCAAUCAAUAGCCCGAUUCAGUUUCUGAGACGCAUUCCCAUCAAAUGUGCGCCGGCAGUCAGACGUCUCACCUUCACCACUUUUCUCGGUAUCAAGCUUCAACCAGAGACAGAUGUCCUACCUAAACCACGGAAGUUUGACCCAAAGAAUAUCACCGAGGUAUCACGCGCUGUGGAUGGCUAUCUGAAGAAAAUGACUGAUGCAAGACGCGCCGAGGAUAUGGCUAACUACCGCUUCGACAUCAACGACCAACAACGUCUGAACAUCGGAUCUCUGCAUAUGGCCAUCCGCAAUCACUUUCCGCACCUCGCGUCAUUGAACAUUGAGUUCAUCAAGGUAUCUUUUGUUCCGUUCUCGCUGUAUGCCGCAGAUGGGAUCCUGGGUGAUAACGCUGCGGAGCUGGCGCACCUUUUACAGCCUCUAUUCAAGUUUCCUGAAUUCCGCAAGAUAACCUUAGUACAAAAGUCAGAUGUGAAACUGGACUGGCUGGCUGAGAAGAUUCGGGAAGCAAGAGAAGCUCCGGUGGGAGUAGUCAAAGUGGUUCAAGCGUGAUUAGUGGGGUCUGUCUUGGUGGCCAAAGGCGUUCUGGG